Molecule: messenger RNA, 1239 nt
Organism: Mesorhabditis spiculigera
Lineage: Eukaryota; Metazoa; Nematoda; Chromadorea; Rhabditida; Rhabditidae
Source: the annotation of a GenBank genome assembly
AUGCGUGAUUGUUGCGAUGAUGGGCGCGGCAGCAGCCGUACUUCAAACAAUUACGACCCUGAGACGAAAAUUCAUCAUCGUUCGCUGCGGCGCGUGCAAGAAGCAAAGAAGAAAGCGAGGCCGGAGCUAAAGAACUAUGGUUGGGAGACAUUGGGUUAUGCUUCCAAUUACUCGCUUCCGCCACUUCAUGAUAAUAUUAUUCGGCUCGAUGGUCAACAACUCAGCGUCGAGGAGUUCCGAGAGAAGUACGAACGGCCUGGGAUACCGGUGCUUUUGUCAGGAUUGACUGAAGGUUGGCUGGCUAAUGAGAAAUGGACCACCGAGCGCCUCCUUAAACGUUUCCGUAAUCAAAAAUUUAAAUGCGGCGAAGACGACGAUGGGUAUUCGGUGAAGCUCAAAAUGAAGUACUACUACGACUAUCUUCGCUGCAACAAAGAUGAUAGCCCGUUAUAUAUUUUUGACAGCUCUUUUGGGGAGCGGAACAAAACGAAGAAGCUGCUCGAUGAUUAUCAGAUCCCGAAAUUCUGGGAGGAUGAUCUCUUUCGUUACGCUGAAAUGAAGAAGCGGCCACCACAUAGAUGGUUCGUGAUGGGACCUCCUCGCUCCGGCACAGCCAUUCACAUAGACCCAUUGGGGACCAGCGCCUGGAAUUCACUUAUCCAAGGACAUAAACGAUGGGUUCUCAUUCCACCUGACGCGCCAAAAUACCUGGUCAAACCUUACAAGGGCGAAAGUGGUAAGCAUCCGGACGAAGCUGUGACCUGGUUCAGGACGGUGUACGAGAGGGUUCGUUCGAGCUCGUGGCCGAAAGAGUAUCCCUAUAUCGAAUGUCGCCAAAACCCGGGUGAGACGAUGUUUGUUCCGGCCGGCUGGUGGCAUGUCGUCAUUAACGAGGAUAUGACGAUCGCGAUUACGCAAAACCUGUGCUCGACCGCGAACUUACAUAUCGUAUGGCCAAAAACUGUUCGCGGGAGGCCCAAAUUCAGCAAGCACUGGUUUCUGAGACUAAAAAAGGAACGGCCCGAGCUGAUCCCGAUAAUGGAAGCCGCCGAAUCAACCCCUCGUGACGACAACUCAUCUUCGGACAGUUCCUCUUCCUCUUCGUCGAGCGACGAUUCCAGCGACGACUCUGGCACCGAGGAGUGUCCUUCGGAUUCAAGGAAGAGACGCCACAGUCAGAAUACCGGCGACAACGCGGCUUGCCCGAGCAAAAUUGGCCGAAGCCCUAAUCGUUCCAAA